Molecule: messenger RNA, 1607 nt
Organism: Anneissia japonica
Lineage: Eukaryota; Metazoa; Echinodermata; Crinoidea; Comatulida; Comatulidae
Product: AP-4 complex subunit sigma-1-like
Exons: 6
Coding region: 180-560 (126 amino acids)
Biological process (GO): vesicle-mediated transport; protein transport
Cellular component (GO): intracellular membrane-bounded organelle
Source: RefSeq, a predicted model, not a curated record
UCAGCCAGACCCAGUAAGUACAAAACAAAGAGGGUACAAAAUAUAUACAAGAAAAAAACAAUAAAUAAAGGAGUUGAUGAUUGAAUAGAUAAACAGAAGAUGGAGAAAGUAUAAUUUUACCUUAUUUUCUGAAAGAUUGUUUAUGCGUCAACCAAAAGCUUGGAAGAAUGUAAAUAGUGAUGAUCAAGUUUUGCUACAUACUUGGCAAGCAAGGCCAGACUCGUCUCAGUCGAUAUUACGACAAUGUUCCAUGUAAAUCUAGAUGUUCCUUCUUUAAUUACCAAGACUAUAAGAUUGUGUACCGCCGGUACAACUCGAUAUUUGUCAUCCUAGCUAUAGAUGAAGAAGAGAAUGAAGUUGCAAGCCUCGAGUUGAUUCAGUUGUUCAUAGAGACGUUAAAUAAGUACUUUGAUGGAGUUAGUGAAAUUGAUAUUUUUUACAACUUAGAGAAGAUACACAUCAUCCUUGAUGAAAUGAUCGUCAAUGGUUAUAUCUUGGAAACAAAUAUGUCAAAAAUACUGCAGCCGAUUCUCUUAAUGGAUAAAGCAUCAAAAAGGUGACAUUUCUUGUUGUCCGAGACAAGGUGACCAGAUGAAUUUCCAAGUGUGAUCCAGGCAUCUAGGAAUGACCAUAUUUGACCAGUCUGUUACGCCCUGCCCUGCAUUGCCCCCUUGGAUACAGUUGCUAAGGCAAGACUUUUUUUAUACCUUGUUUAGCGCACCCACCGCCUGCCAAUAAUGAUUUCAAUUAAAAAUAAAAUUUUAUUUUUGGCUAAUUAACGCACCAGUCGACACGAAAAAUUGGAAAUUUCAGAAAAAAAAUGAAGGUUUUCCCUUAUCUUUAUUACGCUUGCCGCUGCUUUGAAACCUCCAAAAAUAAUGUACAUUUUUUCCUAAUAAUAUAAAUUCAAAGCAUUUGACCAUACCAUUACUACACUGUUUACAUUCACCAAAUAAAAUUUUAUUUUUAUUUUUUUACGCCCUCCACUGACGAUCUUUAAUAAAGGUAUUUAAAAAAGGUAUUGCCUAAAUACCUACGAAACAAGGUAUUAAAAAAAGUCUUGCCUAAGGCCUCACCAAAUGAAAGUAUGUUUGUGGGAUUUGUGCAUAUUCUAGGCUGGUCAUUUGCUAAGCUUGAUUGACAACUCCUGAAAGGUUCAAUGCUAUUAUUUUUAUGACGGCAUUUACGAUGUUGAAUUAAAAGUUGUGUCCGCUUCCACUUGGAGCUAAUUUAUACUGCAAUACAGUAGCAGUCAGUUGCAAGUAUAAAAUAUUUAAACCAUGUCUCAGAAGUGGGUAUGAGGUGGCAUAUAAAUGUAAAAAUAGAAUACUAAGCCAACAAGUGAGAUACAGGUGUGUAUCCAUUGAAUUUAAAAAGCUAGAAUCUAGCGACAUUGAAAACUACCUACUGACUUAGAUGAUGGCUACAUUUCAAGAUGAUGUUGAGAGGACUACUGGCCAUAAGGAUGAAGUGGGGCAACAAGAGAAAAACAAUUUAGACAAAAUCAACUAUUUGUAUCAAGGUUUAAUUGUCUUAUACAGCCAUGUGACCUGAUAAAAUUCACUGGAUGUGAAAGCUUGUUGUAUUAAAGGAUAUUAAUCUGUGAA